Molecule: messenger RNA, 1029 nt
Organism: Thyridium curvatum
Lineage: Eukaryota; Fungi; Ascomycota; Sordariomycetes; Thyridiales; Thyridiaceae
Exons: 2
Coding region: 1-1029 (342 amino acids)
Molecular function (GO): oxidoreductase activity; zinc ion binding
Source: RefSeq, a predicted model, not a curated record
AUGAGUAAUUCGCUCCCAAAGACGUACAAGGCCGCUGUGCUCGAGAAGACCGGAGGUAAACUUGUCCUCAAAGACGUGCCUCUCAAGAACCCUGGACCGGGCGAGGUUCUCGUCAAGGUCCUGGCCAGCGGCGUCUGCGGCACCGACGCCGGCGUCCAGCAGGGACAUUUCGGCGACAUCUUCCCACUUGUUCUAGGGCACGAGUAUGUCGGCGAUGUGGUGGCCGUCGGCGAGGGCGUGACCAAGGUCAAGGUCAACGACCGAGUCGGCGGCGGCUGGCACGGAGGACACGACGGCGCCUGCCGCUCCUGCCAGCGCGGCUUCUACCAGACCUGCGACAACAAGGCCAUCAACGGCGUCAGCAAGGACGGCGGCUACGCCGAGUACGCCCUCCUGCGCGCCGAGGCCGCCGUGCGCCUGCCCUCCGACAUCGACCCGGCCCAGGCCGCGCCCCUGCUGUGCGCCGGCGUCACCGUCUUCAACGGCAUGCGCAAGCUGCACGUCGAGCAGGGCAACCUCGUCGCCGUCCAGGGGCUCGGCGGGCUCGGCCACCUCGCCGUGCAGUACGCGCGGGCCAUGGGCUACCAGGUCGCCGCGCUGUCGUCGUCGGGCGCGCCCGACAAGCGCGAUUUCGCCAGGAAGCUCGGCGCGCACGAGUUCGUCGACACCAGCGCCGAGGACGCGGCCGAGGCGCUGGCCGGGAUGGGCGGCGCGGCGCUCAUCGUCGUCACGGCGCCGAACCCGGAGGUCAUCUCGCCGCUCGUCGGCGGCCUGCAGCCCGGCGGCAAGCUGCUGUGCCUGGCGCCCGUCGGCCCCGUGCCGUUCGACACGGUGGCCCUGGUGACCAAGGGCGCGUCGGUGCACGGCUGGCCCUCGGGCCACGCGCUCGACUCGGAGGAGGCCGUCAGGUUUGCGCAGACGCACGGGGUCGAGUGCAUGGUUGAGAAGUUCCCGCUGAGCGACGUCCAGAAGGCGUUUGACCACAUGACGUCGGGCAAGGCCCGUUUCAGGGCCGUGCUGACGAUGUGA